AUGACUGCAGUGUUCAGAAGUGAUGGCAUGAUCACCAACACAGGGGUUUAUGCCCUGUACAACAUUGUGCAGCAGGAUGAAAGCGAGAGUGAUGAAGAUUUUCAUUGUGGUGCUUUGCUCACAAACAGUUCAGGCACUUUCUCCAGUCCUUGGUAUCCUAAAAAGUACCCCACAAAUGUGACAUGUGCCUGGGACAUACAAGUGGACAAAACCUCUCGUGUCAAACUUACAUUUGAAGUGAUCAAAUUAGAAAAUUUCUAUGGCUGUCCAUAUGACUUCGUUGAAAUCUCCGAUGGCCCACAAAGUGAAUCUUUUUCGCUGGGGAGGUUCUGUUCCAGGGCAAGCCCAACAUUUACCUCCUCAUCAAACCGAAUGACGGUGGUGUUCCAUAGUGACGCAAUCAUCACCAACACUGGUUUCUUAGCAUCUUAUGAGUCCCUGGAGGAAGAUGAGAAUGACACAGGCCUACCUCUGGAGUUUGAAAAGAAUGAAGCAGACAACCUACCCAUACUUACCAUGUCUUUCACAGACUCUUUGUCUUAUGCAACACCAUCAGCUGCUGCGAGUUAUUCAACUUCAGCAUCUUUUCCAAAGCCAGUGGAGGUGCUCACAACAACAGAUGAUGUGCGGUGUACAGGAGAAGAGACCAACUUGGGAAAGUGUCACCACCUCGGCCUGUCAGUUCACAACUGCGGGCACCAAGAGGACGCCGGGGCCAUCUGCUCAGCUGUUGUCCCAGCUUCACCAGAAAGAGCUCCUGCCGUUGAUCUGCCUGACAUCAGAUUGGUGCAUGGGAGGAGCCUGUGUGAAGGGCGAGUUGAAGUCUACCACAACGGCACGUGGGGUACCGUGUGCAAUGAUCUCUGGGCCCUCAAUGCUGCCCACGUGGUGUGCCGGCAGCUAGGCUGUGGAGAAGGCGUCCAGGCCCUGGGGAGCGGCCACUUUGGGGGGGGUGUUGGGAGCAUCCUCCUGGAUGAUGUGCAGUGCCAAGGCAAUGAGACCUCGUUAGGCCAGUGCUGCCAUCUGGGCUUGUCUGUCCACAACUGUGGCCACCACGAGGACGCCGGGGUCAUCUGCUCAGGUACUCACUCCCAGCUUUCUUCUGAGGCCGACAGAGCCAUGAGUCAUGGUGGGGAUCUGGAAAUUAACAUGAGGAGGUUUGGGUCUUAUUCAGGUCCUCCGCACAGAGACCCAGUGUCCAUUCUCAAAGUUCUGAGACUCACUCGGGCAGUGGGCGUAUAAGGGUGUGUAGUGUAACAGCCCCACAGCAUACCCUGGCCUUGAUUCCAGGAGACCUCUCCGACUUUCUUAAUGUGCUCAUUGACCCUGGGCUUGGCCUAACCUCCAUGAGUUCUUCUUAACCCUCGGUCUUCAAGCUGCAGUCUGCAGGGACUUCCCAGAUUCCCUCUGUCAAUCGAUAGUAGGGGUAAUGGUAUUUCCUAGUGUUUGCCCUUAUCUUUUAUGAACUUUAAAGCUGAUUUCAUAGUGCUGCUCUUCGGAAUCCCAUGAACAAAACCCAGUUCCUCUCAUCUACCACAAUACUAUUCCCUUUUGGCCUUUCUAGUUUGAGAUGGUAUUCUUUUUCUUGAUG
Messenger RNA from Fukomys damarensis (Damara mole-rat), 1591 nucleotides. Its product is annotated as putative DMBT1-like protein. Gene Ontology annotation, cellular component: membrane. Lineage: Eukaryota; Metazoa; Chordata; Mammalia; Rodentia; Bathyergidae. The transcript is spliced from 8 exons. The record is from RefSeq and is a predicted model, not a curated record. The coding region runs from base 1 to 1242 and encodes 413 amino acids.